AAGCCCCGCCCCUCGGGCUCCAGCCCGCCCGCCCGCGGCGUGGCCGUAUCCCAGGUGACCGCUGUGGGAUGCUCACUGAGGUGACACCAUGUUGUCGGUGCCCGAGUUUUAUUCCAGGAGGAAGCAGUUCGACGGGCAAUCCUCCACCCGGCUGGACCAAUGUGGAUUACGAUUAGGAAUGUGGUACUGGAAAGAUGAAACCAAAACUCUGGAAUUUAGAAGCUUCACCCCUGCAGUAGAGCUCAAGGAGAAGGGCAAGAAGGGGAAGGCCGUUCACUUCGCCGAGAUGGACGGGGCGGCUUCAGAAAGGUUGACAGAUAAAAGGCUUACCUCAAGGGACGAAAAGUCGGUGAAAGCCCUGGAGAAACGCUACCAGCAUGGCAACGUCACGCUGGACGACGUCAAGUUUGUCGCGCUGCUUUCGCUCCAGGACACUGAAAUGCAGCGGGUCUGCUCUUUCACGACGUUCAUGAGAAAUAAGAGUCUUGACAACUUCCUUAUGGCACUUUUAUACUAUCUGUCUUAUUAUGUGGAGAAAAUCUCAAUGGAAAAGAAACCCCAAAGCUACAUGGUAGGCCUGGUAGAGAAAAAAGAGAUAGAGCUGGUUAUGAGCAAGUUAGAAGACGCACAGAAGAACCUGGCCCAAAAGUACUGCUUCCUCGUGCUGGGCGUGGGCAUGGCGGACAAGCAUCACAUGAACUGUGGAAAGUACGCAUGCGCUUCAGCUGCCCUUAGGGAGAAAAUAUCAGACACGCAAAAAGACUGGAAAUUCUUUGAGUCCCUUUAUACUUUCUGUACAUACGUAGCCUGGAUUGUCUUCCGACGUCAGUAUUUGACAGAGAUCGAGGAAGAAGUAGGAAGACUUUUUCGUACCAAUAUGUUCAACAUCCCUCGAAGGAAGCGUGAGGAUGAAGAAUCAGGAGGAGAGAAGAAGCGCAUGACAUUGGUACAAUUUCGGAAAAUGAUGGCGAAACGUCCAGCAAUUAAAAAGGCUGUGGACAUGCGCUCCCCAGUUUUGUCUACACUGCUGCCCUCUCUCAGAGAAAAAGCUCAAAACAUCGUUGAAAAAAAGUACGCGGCAGGCAUCAAGCUGCUGCCCCGAAUGCAGAAGGAUACAGCGAGUCAGGACUCGGUGACCAUACCGGUAGUUGGCAUCCUGGGGGAGCCUCGACAUCUCUUCAACCCUCGUACUCUCCUCCCGCUUGAACCGGAAGAAAAUGGGAAACCGAGUGGCAGAAAUUCUUCCGUAAUAGAGAGAAAUAACUCAAGGACUCAAGACACACUAGAUUUGGUCAUGACAACACUCUCUUCGCAAAACUCCUACCCCAAAUAAUCCAGUUUGUUCCAGUCUUUGUCCAGGUUCCUGUAUUUGAAGUAAACAAUUUUGCCUUAACACUUUAUAUAGGAUUAAACUUGAUUGUCAUCUAAUAGCUGCUUAAAAUGUUCAAGAUUU
This is a messenger RNA of Peromyscus maniculatus bairdii (prairie deer mouse), 1453 nucleotides long. RefSeq names its product protein phosphatase 1 regulatory subunit 36 (gene Ppp1r36). Gene Ontology annotation, molecular function: phosphatase binding. The record is from RefSeq and is a predicted model, not a curated record. Lineage: Eukaryota; Metazoa; Chordata; Mammalia; Rodentia; Cricetidae. Gene Ontology annotation, biological process: negative regulation of phosphatase activity.